This is a messenger RNA of Eleginops maclovinus (Patagonian blennie), 2964 nucleotides long. RefSeq names its product SUMO specific peptidase 2 (gene senp2). The record is from RefSeq and is a predicted model, not a curated record. The transcript has 17 exons. Gene Ontology annotation, biological process: protein desumoylation; proteolysis. Gene Ontology annotation, molecular function: deSUMOylase activity. Lineage: Eukaryota; Metazoa; Chordata; Actinopteri; Perciformes; Eleginopidae. The coding region runs from base 174 to 2000 and encodes 608 amino acids. Gene Ontology annotation, cellular component: nucleus.
CGCCACGUAAAACAUCAACACUGAAUGACGCACAUACUCACAGUGCUGCUAACUGAGCUAAGCCCAACGACAGGCAGUGUGUCGUAGAUCGUUUGUUUGACAUCUUAACUGUGGUAAAAUUAGUCCUGGACCGCGUAGAAGACCCCGCUACAAUUCUCUCGUAUUUGUCUGGGAUGUAUGGAUGGGUAGUUGACGGAAUCUCAUCGCUUUUUGAGCCCGUUACUGGGCAAAACCCCACCGAGUGGCCCGGGAAAGGUAACGCUAGCCAGGACGUACCCACGCGACCUGGCGUGGAAGCGCGAGCAGAGCAGCGGCACGAGAGCCUCUGCAGACCGGCCAAACGGAACUACCAGAGUGUUGAUGUUGCAGAUGGUGUUUGCCAGAGUGACCAGGUAGAAGUGAAAAGAAGGAGGCGAGAUGUAGUGAUUAGCUUUGUGAAGAAGACGGUGGCCGGUGUAGCAGGUCUGCUCAGGCUGCGCAACCCGCUGAAGACCAGUGUGAAGCCUGAACAUUAUGAAGAGACACAGCCUGUCACUCUGAUGGGGAUAGAUGAGCUCCAAACCUCGUGGCUGAACAGGACCGAGUGGAGAAUGAGCAAACCAAUAGGAGGAGUGAAUGAGAGGAGUGGGAAGAAUCCCUUUCAGAGCUCCACUCCUCCUUUAAUGAGGAAGUACAGCGGGGUGGGGCUGUCUGCGGGGCUCUCGGACAGGGGGAAGGAUCGGGAGAGAAGAGGCUCCCUCCAGCUGCUGCCCUCCAGACCUGCUCAGAGAGUAGGAACCACUUAUCCUGAUCCAACCUGCAAUGGCUUUGGACACAAUCGCUGCUACAAGCCCAGUCUCACUGUAGAAGAGGCCAUAAAGCAGAACAACAAGGAACACUACAGGCGCUUGCUGGAAAUGGUGACAGAGCAAUACAGCAAAAGCCAACCACUACCUUUCAACCAAACAAAACCAAACGAUGAGUCGCUGUCACAGGGGGAUCACAGAACUGCUGCCUCAGGAAAAGCCUUUGAACCAGCGCCCAGGAAAAUGGGAUUAUCAGCUUCCCCUAGUAUGUUUACAUGGAGAAAUUCAACUGCAACCAAGGACAGAUGGGGUAGCCUAACUUUCACCAAAAAUUUCAGUGGAGCCUUUGAGGACACACAGCCUGCGAGAUGUGCGAAGCAGAAACAGGCAGCAGAUUUGGAUCUUUCUACUGAAGUAGCUACUCGCCUCAAUCUAGUGGACAGAGAGACUCCUGCUGUCAGCCUCCCUGACUCGCAUUCUGCACACACCGCACAUGCAAGGCACAAUGAUGAGGACAUACCCAGGCUGACCAAGGAAAUGUCAGCGGAGGUGAGCUGUGCUCUGGCUCAGAGUGAUCCCAACCUUGUUCUCAGCGCGGCGUUCAAACUACGCAUCACACAGAGAGACCUGGCCACGCUGCAGGAAGGAGGCUGGCUUAACGACGAGGUGAUGAACUUCUACCUGUCUCUUGUCAUGGAGCGGUGCUCUAGAGAAGCAGCAGGAUUAAAAACCUACUCGUUCAGCAGCUUCUUCUUCCCGAAGCUGCGGGGAGGAGGAGGCGGGCAGGCUGGCGGACACACCGCUGUGAGGCGCUGGACCAAGGCUGUCGACCUCUUCCUCUACGACCUCAUCCUGGUCCCUCUGCACCUGGGUGUCCACUGGGCAUUGGCUGUGAUUGAUUUGAAGUCAAGGACAGUGAAUUCAUAUGACUCGAUGGGGCACAGGCACGAUGACAUCUGCGUUCUUUUACUACAUUACCUAAGAGAGGAGCACAAAGUAAAGAAAGGCAGAGAGCUCGACAGCACCAAAUGGUCUGUUGGGAGCUUGCGGGCCGCUGAGAUUCCCCAGCAACAGAAUGGCAGCGACUGUGGUGUUUUUGCCUGUAAAUACGCAGACUAUAUCGCAAAAGGAAGCCCUCUAACCUUUAAACAGUGCCACAUGCCGAUCUUCAGGAAAUUAAUGAUUUGGGAAAUCCUCAAUCAGAAGCUGCUAUAAAGGAUCGCAAGAAUUUCUAAUAACCGCCUAACAACAGUGACCUUCUGAAUGGGAGCAAAUUCUGUGUACAACUACAUGGUGAAGAAAAGAAAUGAGUGGGCCAAAGACAUGGACUAAAAAGUGUAGCUGUUCUGGACUGAGGAGAUGAAAACAAAAGUCUUAAAAGCUGGCUGUAUCCCCUUUCCUGUAUUAACACUCUGAGUUAUAAUUGGAGACAUUAUUGGGAUGGAAGAAGCGUAAGUUUUACACAAGCUUUGGCACUACUGAUUGAAUGGCUUUUUGUAUUGAGCUUUGGUUCUACUGUUUGAAGUGUUGCCUGAAGUGCCUUCAGCCCUCUGACACUGAGCUCCAGUACGAGAGCAUGAUUCUGUUUCAUUUGGGAAAUGACUUGGUCACAUACAAGUCUGACAACAUUUAUUUAAUUACAUUAUUGAAAAUCGGUGAUAUUUCGGUGUAAAUUCUGAAUUGUGAGAGAUUGUAUUGUUAGCAGUGACUCAUUACAAUGCUAAUGACAUGAAAAUCAAUCUCUGUGGGAAAUGUAGACAAUGAAAAUCAAUCAAUACCUCCUUUCCAGUCCCCUUUUGAAGAGAUGCGUGGUUGACCGCUUGACUUGUGUUUGUUUUUCCUAUUAUUUAUAACUUGACUGAAUGCGAAAGUGUUUCUGCAGAGUGUGUAUAGUUUGUUUUACUCCAUGAGUGGAGCAUUUAUCGUUGUUCACCAUAUGUUAAAUAAGGCGCUGUUAGACCUAGCAAUCUUUUCCAUGAGCGUAAUGCAAGAGGCUACUUAGGGCUUUUACAUUGACUUAACCUUACAGUAUAGUAAACUGCAUAGCAAACUACUGUACACACAUGCAUGUUUGAGUUCAUGCUUAAAAAUGUGAUUUUCUUUCUCCCUGAAAGCAAGUAUUUCCUUUUUUAAACGGUUGGUUUUUGAGAGUCAUUAAAACAUGAGUGGUCAACCUGCA